Molecule: messenger RNA, 1966 nt
Organism: Ananas comosus (pineapple)
Lineage: Eukaryota; Viridiplantae; Streptophyta; Magnoliopsida; Poales; Bromeliaceae
Product: probable serine/threonine-protein kinase PBL11
Exons: 6
Coding region: 464-1696 (410 amino acids)
Biological process (GO): protein phosphorylation
Molecular function (GO): ATP binding; protein kinase activity
Source: RefSeq, a predicted model, not a curated record
CUCUUUCGUACCAAACCCAAAAGGCAGUGGAACUGAAAAGGUCAAAGUCGGCGACGACGCUCUCCAAAUUACACCAAAUUCGGUAAAGAGCGAAACCCUUAUACUCUUCUUCUUCUUCUUCCGCUCGCCUCCCACUCAUCCAUCUCCCCUGAUUCGAUCUCGAUCUCGAUCUCGAUCUCCCUUGUCCCGAUCUCCUCUCUCUCCUCGUCGAAUCGAAUCGAUUUCCCAAUUCGGAGCGAUUCCGCGUCGCAUUGGUCGGUGGAUGCGCCCCGAAAUGGCGAGAGGAGUCGGCGCCGACCCGCUCGGAAUGGGCGAUCUCCGUCCGAAGAAUUCGGCCGCGGCUUCGCCUCGGUCGAGGCGUCGGAAACCCUAAUUCUCCCUUAUAAGGAGGGAGCCGAGGGAGCGGGAUUGGGGCGGGGGGGAGGGGACAGACGUAGAAGCGAUCUCGCUUUUGAGCGUGUUGAUGGGGAUUUGCUGGAGCGCGAAGAUCAAGGCGGAGAGUGUGUCCGCUUCGGGUGUGAGCUCUAAGAAUUGCAGCAAGGAUGGAAACAAAUACAGUGGUUGUAGCAGCAGGGCUUCGAGCACGUCCGUACCUCCGAUAAUUCGAACUGAGGGUGAUAUUUUGCAGUCGACCAACUUGAAGAGCUUCACCUUCAGCGACCUGAAGACUGCUACUAGAAAUUUCCGCCCCGAUAGUGUGUUAGGGGAGGGCGGUUUUGGUUCCGUUUUCAAAGGUUGGAUCGAUGAGCAUGCGCUCACUGCAUCCAAACCCGGCACCGGGACAGUUAUUGCGGUGAAAAGGCUCAACCAUGAAAGCUUUCAAGGCCACAAGGAAUGGUUGGCAGAAGUUAAUUACUUGGGCCAAUUGUACCAUCCGAAUCUUGUAAGACUAAUCGGAUACUGUUUAGAGGACGACCAUCGUCUCCUGGUCUAUGAGUUCAUGCCUCGUGGUAGCUUGGAGAAUCAUCUCUUCAGGAGGGGUUCAUACUUUCAACCUCUCUCAUGGAACUUCCGAAUGAAAGUUGCCCUUGGAGCUGCUAAGGGGCUGGCUUAUCUUCAUAGCGAUGAGGCAAAAGUUAUAUAUCGCGAUUUUAAGACCUCCAAUGUGCUCCUCGAUUCAAACUACAAUGCAAAGCUGUCGGAUUUCGGAUUGGCCAAGGAUGGCCCGACCGGUGAUAAGAGUCAUGUUUCGACGAGGGUCAUGGGCACAUAUGGGUAUGCUGCUCCUGAGUAUCUUGCAACAGGUCAUUUGACGUCGAAAAGUGACGUGUAUAGCUUCGGUGUGGUUCUGCUAGAGAUGCUAUCUGGGCGCCGUGCUAUCGACAAGAACCGCCCGCAUGGGGAGCACAAUCUGGUGGAAUGGGCGAGGCCUUAUCUCACGCACAAGCGCAAGAUAUUCCGCGUACUCGACACCAGACUAGAAGGGCAAUACUCGCUAAGCGGGGCAGAGAAGGUCGCAUCCCUCGCUGUACAGUGCCUCUCCAUGGAAGCUAAGCAAAGGCCCGCGAUGGAUGAAGUGGUCUCUGCGUUGGAACAGCUUCUAGUCUCCACAGAGGUGGAGAAGAAGCAUCCAGCGGAAACGAAGCUGAGCUCUCAAAGCCUUGGUAACAGUGGCGAUAAGUCGCGGAGAAAAAAGUUGGAAGAUGCUGGGGAUGCAAAAGCUGGCUAUCUGAGAACUGCUUCUGCGUGUUCUUAGUUGCGCAGAACACCCAGAAUAGAACCCAUACGUGGUGGGUUUUACGUAAUCGCCUAAAUUAUAUACUUUUAAGUAGCAUAGUGUAUAGCUGCUUGCGCUUAUAAUCCUUCGUUAUAUAUCUAUCUCCAUUAUGGUAUCUUCUCAGCUGCAUGAAAUGGUAGAUAGGUUUUGUUUCUCUUUGGUAUUCAUCCUUUUGUUUCACUGGAUCAUCGAUAGUACAAAUUAGCCUGUUUUAACUAUUGCAGAAUCAGAUGUCGCAAUCUUAGAAAC